UGUUAGGUUUGAUAUAAUUCGAAGGAUAAUGACUAGGUUUUUUGGAAUUGAAGUUAUCAUGGUGAUGGGGAUCACAGACAUAGAUGACAAGAUAAUAAAAAGAGCCAACGAGAUGAAUAUAUCGCCGGUAGCUCUUGCUCGUAUUUAUGAAGAAGACUUUAAACAAGAUAUGGCUGCCUUAAAGGUCCUUCCUCCUACAGUAUAUAUGAGAGUGACUGACAAUAUUCCUCAGAUAAUUUCUUUUAUAAAAACAAUAAUUGCUAGUGGACAAGCUUACGCAACCUCGCAAGGCAAUGUUUAUUUUGAUGUUAAGUCUUGGGGAAAAAGAUACGGAGUAUUAACUACUAUUUAUCCUGAUACUCAAGAUGAAGCAGCUGAUACUGAUAAACGACAUGGUAAAGAUUUUGCCCUGUGGAAGGCUGCCAAACCUCAAGAGCCAUCUUGGACUUCUCCCUGGGGAAAAGGAAGACCUGGAUGGCACAUUGAGUGUUCCACAAUAUCAAGUGCAGUGUUUGGAAAGCAGCUGGACAUCCAUACUGGUGGAAUAGAUCUUGCAUUUCCUCAUCAUGAAAAUGAAAUCGCACAGUGUGAGGCGUAUCAUCAGUGCGAGCAAUGGGGGAAUUACUUUUUGCAUUCUGGGCACUUGCAUGUUAAAGGAAGUCAAGAAAAAAUGUCCAAGUCAUUAAAAAACUACAUAACAAUUAAGGAUUUCCUGAAGAAAUUUUCGUCGGAUCAAUUCAGGAUGUUUUGUUUGCGCAGCAGAUACAGCUCAGCAGUAGAGUUUAGUGACGAGAGCAUGGAUGAUGCAAAGCACCUUCUUCAGGCAAUCUCCUCAUUUAUUAGAGAUGCAAAUGCUUAUAUAAAAGGACAGCUGGUAUGUGACCCUGUUAGAGAAGACAUACUGUGGGAAAGGCUAGCCAACACAAAAGUAACCGUGAAGGCUGCGUUUGCAGAUGACUUUGACACCUCCAGGGCUGUUGCAGCAAUUAUGGACCUCAUUCACCAUGGCAACAGACAGCUUAAGGCUGUUACUAAGGAUGCUGGAUCUCCUAGAAGCUCUGUUGUGUAUGGAAGCAUUAUUUCCUAUAUAGAAGGCUUUUUUAAUGCCCUUGGGAUGUCCUUUGGAGAAAGACAGGUGGCUCUGGGAGGAGGCGACUCGGCUGUGCUCUCUAAUGUCAUUGACGAGCUUGUAAGGUUCCGCUCGAAGGUUCGUCAUUACGCGCUUGCUCUGCCGGAAGAAGCCGCAGAAGCUGUGCCAAUGGAGGGUGCCGUGGGAGCCCAAGGACCGAAACAAGAACAGAAGGAAAAGAGGCAGCAGUUAAUGCAGGAGAGAAAACCCCUCCUGGAGGCUUGUGACAGUCUGCGUGGAGACCUUGCUGCCUUUGGAAUCCACAUAAAGGACAGAGCUGCUGUUUCAACCUGGGAAAUCGUGGAAGGAGGGCAAGCAGAGCAGCAGACUGAGAAAAAGAGCUGAUCCUUCAUCCUUGGACUUUUUUUUUU
Molecule: messenger RNA, 1500 nt
Organism: Nipponia nippon (crested ibis)
Lineage: Eukaryota; Metazoa; Chordata; Aves; Pelecaniformes; Threskiornithidae
Source: RefSeq, a predicted model, not a curated record